Messenger RNA from Coprinopsis cinerea okayama7#130, 1047 nucleotides. RefSeq lists its product as hypothetical. The transcript has 4 exons. The record is from RefSeq and is a predicted model, not a curated record. Lineage: Eukaryota; Fungi; Basidiomycota; Agaricomycetes; Agaricales; Psathyrellaceae. The coding region runs from base 1 to 1047 and encodes 348 amino acids.
AUGUCUUCGACAUUGAUAAAGGAUGGGGUGCUCGUCACGCCAAUGAAGGAGCACUUUCCUCCCGAAAUCCUCCUGGAAAUCAUGACCCUCUCGGAUAGGGGCACGCUGGCAGCGUUAGCCCUUGUCGAACGGGGGAUGAACAAGGAAGCGGAGGCACACCUGUAUCAGCGCCUGGUUCUUCAUGACGAAGACCCAAAUUUAGUCCAGUGCCUGAGAACAUUGGCAUCGAAUCGCACUAAGGCGCGAUUGGUGAAGCGGAUGAAAAUCAUGCUUUCCUCUUCCCAAAUCAAACGAUUUGUGCGUCAUUUGAAAGAGGCGAUGCGGACUACUGGGAGAGUCACCCAGUUAUCUCUGGAGUGGACCAAUUGCUGGAGCGGAAAUAGCCAAUGCUACGCUGCAAUCGAGGAUAUACUUAUAGACAGUCCCUUCGCACUCAAGUCCCUCUAUUGCACUGCAUCAGAUAUGGAGCUGCAAGAAAUCAUCCGAAACCAGCCCUUGCUAGAGGCCAUAGGUCUCUUCGACCCGAGUCAAUGCUUCAACAGCGCCGAGUUCCUUAGCACGGCUCGCCUUCUGUUCUCUCCAGGUGAAGACCAUCUAUGCCGCUUCACGAAACUCAAGCCCUACAUCCCUGGACUGGAAAGACCAGACAGGUUGACAGAGUUGCCGAUGAUAUUUCAAUUAUGCUGGCGUAUUGACAAAGGCGAAACAGACACUACAGGGACGAAACGAGGAUUGGUCGGUCUAGCACCUGGACUUUUCCCUAGACAGAUGGCGGAGAUCCUGUAUAUUGUUUCCAAGAGUCUCGUGCAGUUGGGCGACCUGUACGAUCUCCCGAAUUCCACCUUCCGAGCGAACGGGAUUAGGAUACUCAUCGUUUGGUGGUUGGAGUGCCCUGAGCUCUCCGAGGCCGAACGAUUCUGGGAGAGCGUAGGGCAGUGUUUUCCAAACGUAACGGAGAUUGAGAUGUACCUCAAGCUCACAUGGGACUCAUCGAAUGCGGAUGCGACUCUUCAUGACACCCUUCGUGAACGUCUCUCCGAUCCAUAA